This is a messenger RNA of Rhopalosiphum padi (bird cherry-oat aphid), 885 nucleotides long. Its product is annotated as KRAB-A domain-containing protein 2-like. Gene Ontology annotation, biological process: DNA integration. The transcript has a single exon. NCBI's taxonomy places the organism in Eukaryota, Metazoa, Arthropoda, Insecta, Hemiptera, Aphididae. The coding region runs from base 1 to 885 and encodes 294 amino acids. Gene Ontology annotation, molecular function: nucleic acid binding. The record is from RefSeq and is a predicted model, not a curated record.
AUGGCUAUCGAUAUUCAAACUGUUCGCACAACUUUCAACGAAAAACUGAAAAAUAUUCUCACGAGCAAACGAGAUGAUAAUAACUCAUUUUUGUCUACUAAAGACUACAAUGAUGUUAUUGAACAAGUUAAAAAAUCAAAAAUGUGUUUAAAAACUGUCGCUGAAGCUAAAACAAUGAAGGACUAUCGUGUAGUACGUAAGUACGAUAUUUUAAAAAUAAAUGGAAAAGAACGUCUUAUUAGACCAGUAGACGAAAAAAAUGUUGUAUUGUAUUACGUUAAAAUUGACGAACUGUUUGAUAUUCUUCACGAAACACGUUCUGCCAUCGGCCACGGAGGACGAAAUCGUAUGAUGGCAGAACUGAAAAAUAAAUAUUGCAAUAUAACAAACGAAACAGUUAUGGUUUAUUUAAAAUUAUGUGUUCAAUGUCAGAAAAAAGCAGUGCACCCAAGAAGAGGAUUAGUAUCUAAACCAAUUUUAGAGUCAACUUUCAACUCACGGGCACAAGUUGACCUUAUAGACAUGCAAUCUCAACAUUAUAAUGACUAUCGUUUCAUAAUGAAUUACCAGGAUCAUUUGACUAAGUACGUAAUAUUGAAACCCUUAAAAUCAAAACGCGCUGAAGAAAUCGCUUAUAAUCUUAUCGAUAUUUAUACGUUAUUUGGGGCACCUGCAAUAUUGCAAUCCGAUAACGGGAGAGAAUUCGUUAAUUCGGUGAUUAAUGAACUUCAUAUAAUGUGGAAUGAAGUCAAAAUCGUUCACGGAAAGCCAAGACAUAGUCAAAGUCAGGGGUCAGUUGAACGAGCCAAUAGAGACGUCCAAGAAAUGCUAGCUGCUUGGAUGAAUAAAGCAUUUUUUCUAUUUUUAAAAAUACCUAUUUUGUAG